CGCUAAGCUGCUAGGGAUGCGUGCUGGGCUUGGGCAAAGGGGCAGAAGCCCGAGGAGCAGGAGCUGGGAAGGCACAGUGCGGCGCUCGAGCACCAACCGGACGCCCUCCUCCCUCGGCAGGGCUGACGAUGCAGCCGCCGGCGGCGAGGCAGGGACGCAGGGGCCCGCGGGCGCCCGCCGGAAAGGGCGCACCGGGUGCGGGGGAGCGCGCCAGGAGGGCGCCCGCGGGGCAGCCCCCGAAGCCGAGCUGGGCCCUCACAACGGAGAGGCUGGCAGCCAUGAGCCCCGCGCAACGCCCCCGCCGCCUGCUCUUUGGCGACCUGCUUGAGGACGCGGGCGCAGCCGCCCCCAUCUUCCCACGCGAGUCAGUGGAGCUGGAGUUUCGCGUGCCCGACCCGCGCGUGUGGACGCAGUCACCGGAGCUGCCCGCGGAGCGCCGGGACGGACUUCUUGGUGUCCUCAAGGCCGCCGAGGCGCGCGGGCGAGUCCGCGCCUUGCGGCUGCGCUACGGCCGCCUGCGGGCGGAGGAAAUCUCGCUCCUCAUCCAGCGGCAGAAGUCCGCGCGCGCUGCCAUCCGCCUGGAGCUGUUCUUGCCGCCGCAGCUGAAACCCACGCGGAUCCCGGACCCCCUGGACCGCCAAGAGGUGACUACAAGCCCAGGAAGGGGCGGAGAGGGGGCCCCGCCUGCCUCCCGCACACCUGGCUCCAGCCCUUCUCCCCGGCAGCGGAGGCGCGUGGAGACCAUCCUGGAGGAGAAAGUCGACGGCGGCAUUUUCCCACGUUGA
Manis javanica (Malayan pangolin) is the source of this 785-nucleotide messenger RNA. It is a transcript of the gene LKAAEAR1, whose product is annotated as LKAAEAR motif containing 1. The record is from RefSeq and is a predicted model, not a curated record. NCBI's taxonomy places the organism in Eukaryota, Metazoa, Chordata, Mammalia, Pholidota, Manidae.